AGCCGGAGCUGCCGCCCCAGCCCUUUCCAUAAGCCAGCAGCGCUCAGCGGCUCCUGUAGCCCUGGCACCUGCCGUGGCCCCCUCCGCUGCUCCUGGGGGCGCUGGCUGGGGUCACGGGGUGCAGCCCCCUGCCCGGCUUGGAGCGCGCCUGGGAGCCGGCGGCCGCGCCCCACCCCUGCAAUCAGCUGGCGGGGGGGGACACGCGGGCAGCUCCGCCUUCGAGGCUCACUCGCGUGCGGCCGGGGCCGCUGCCGGCAGCGCGGGGAGGGAAAAGUUGCGUCUGCGGGGCAGGGACUUCUCCGGGCGCGGGAACUCUGCGGGGAGGAGGCGUCGCGCCUGGCUGCUGCCGCCGCCUUAGCCCGGGGACCGGAGGAAGGAGCCGGGGCUUAUUUGCCUGCAGCCGGGCGCCGUGAGCCCCGCCGGUGCACAGACCCCGCACGCAGCUCCGCGGGCUGGGGGGACCCCAUGAGCCUCUCCCGGCCGGAGCUGCUCCUUGGCCCGGCGGCUGCGGCGGGGGGGGUGCCCCGGGACGGGCGGGCUGUCAUGCCGGGCAACGGCAGCGGGGAGCUGGGCAACGCCACGGCGCCGGGAGCGGCGCCCGGCUACAACUUCGCCGCCUUGAUCUUCGGCGUCUCGCUCAUCCUCUGCGUCCUGGGCGGGAACCUGCUGGUCUGCCUGAGCGUCUGCUCCGAGCGCGCCCUCAAGACCACCACCAACUACUUCAUCGUCAGCCUGGCCGUGGCCGACCUGCUGCUGGCCCUGCUCGUCCUGCCCCUCUACGUCUACUCCGAGUUCCAGGGAGGAGUGUGGGCCUUGAGCACAGGUCUGUGUGACGCUCUGAUGACCAUGGAUGUGAUGUUGUGCACGGCCUCUAUCUUCAACCUCUGUGCUAUCAGUGUGGAUCGGUUCAUCGCCGUUUCUAUCCCGCUGAACUACAACCGGCAGCAGAUCGACCUGCGGCAGCUGAUCCUCAUCUCCACCACUUGGAUCUUUGCUUUCGCCGUGGCAUCCCCAGUCAUCUUCGGCCUCAACAACGUCCCAGACAGGGACCCCACCUUAUGUCAGCUGGAGGACAACAACUACAUUGUCUACUCCUCCAUCUGCUCCUUCUUCAUCCCCUGUCCAGUCAUGCUGGUUCUCUACUGUGCCAUGUUCCAGGGACUCAAGCGGUGGGAGGAGGCCAGGAAGGCCAAGCUGAAGAGCAGCUUGUAUGCGGGCGGCAGGAAGCUGUGCUGCCCACCUCCCCUCAUGGAGAGGAAGCAGGCUGAGAUCAAGCUGCAGGAGUGCAGUCUGUAUGACCGCUCCGAGUGCUCUUUCCCCAGGGGGUACGUGAUGAACAGUGGCAUCCAGACUGUCUCCUACCCUCACCUCAAGUACUCCCACCCGGGACACAAACAGAAACAGGCCAAGAUCAAUGGCCGUGAGAGGAAGGCUAUGAAGGUGCUGCCGGUUGUGGUCGGCGCUUUCCUCUUCUGCUGGACACCCUUCUUUGUAGUACACAUAACAAGAGCCCUGUGCAAAUCCUGCACCAUCCCCAGUCAGGUCAUCAGCAUUGUCACCUGGCUGGGCUACAUCAACAGUGCCCUUAACCCCAUCAUCUACACCAUCUUCAACACAGAGUUCAGGAAAUUCUUCCGCAAAGCUUUGCAUGUCUUCUGCUAAGGUUGGCACCUGCUGGAGUCAGGGAGGAACUGAAGCACAGGGCACAGCAGGGAGUAAAGAUGACCCAGUGUUGGUUUUUUUUGUAUAGUUCAUUAAAGUUUGAUUUCUUGCUACGUUCCUGUGUUUUACACUUUUUCCAUGCACAUUGAAAGCACAACAGCCUGC
Molecule: messenger RNA, 1827 nt
Organism: Trachemys scripta elegans
Lineage: Eukaryota; Metazoa; Chordata; Testudines; Emydidae
Gene: DRD4
Product: dopamine receptor D4
Exons: 4
Coding region: 466-1662 (398 amino acids)
Biological process (GO): adenylate cyclase-inhibiting dopamine receptor signaling pathway; adenylate cyclase-activating adrenergic receptor signaling pathway
Cellular component (GO): plasma membrane
Molecular function (GO): G protein-coupled receptor activity; dopamine neurotransmitter receptor activity, coupled via Gi/Go
Source: RefSeq, a predicted model, not a curated record